Messenger RNA from Baudoinia panamericana UAMH 10762, 1334 nucleotides. RefSeq lists its product as uncharacterized. The record is from RefSeq and is a predicted model, not a curated record. Lineage: Eukaryota; Fungi; Ascomycota; Dothideomycetes; Mycosphaerellales; Teratosphaeriaceae. The transcript has 2 exons. The coding region runs from base 1 to 939 and encodes 312 amino acids. Gene Ontology annotation, molecular function: oxidoreductase activity.
AUGACGACCCAAUUCCACCCCGCGGAUGCUGCCUCAUUGAAGGACAAGGUUGUGGUACUCACAGGAGGCGCACUUGGUGUCGGUGCGUCGCUCGUCCGCAUCCUGCACUCCGCCGGCGCCCACAUUUUUUUCGGCGACCUCUUAGACGAGCCCGGGCAGGCUCUCGAGAAGGAACUCUCGAAGGAUGGUAAAAGCAGGGCCAAGUUUGUCCACUGCGACGUCACACAGUACUUGGACAAUGUUCGCCUCUUUGAAACAGCUUAUGCAGAGUGCGGUCGUAUCGACCAUGCAAUUGCAAAUGCCGGGCUUGGUGAGCAGGGCAAUAUGUUCGACCCAGAACUUACACCAGAGAGCGUGAAGGAGGAGCCUGUAAAGUCUGUGAAAGUCGCAGACGUCAAUCUGAAGGGCCCACUGUACUUCGCACGACUCGCAAGCGUAUACCUUCGACAACAGUCCUCGCAAGAUGGGACCUCAACGGAUAAAAGUCUCACCCUCGUAAGCAGCGUGGCCGGUUUUCGCGAAGAUCCAGGCUUGUACGUAUAUGUCGCCAGCAAGCAUGGUGUGUUGGGCUUGAUGAGGUCACUGAGAGUGUACGUCCAGCUUCCUGCUAAACCUAACCCCAUCCGAACAAAUGCCAUCUGCCCCUGGAUGACCCGCACGCGCCUCGUAGCCGGCAUUGAGUCGACAUGGGAAGCAGCCGGCCUACCCUCGAACUCAGCCGAAGAUGUUGCACGCGUUAUCGUCGGCGUGCUGGCAGAUGGUAACCUCAGUGGUGGGACCAUGUACAUCGAGGGCGGUCGAGCCUGGAAUAUCGAGCAGGGUCUGUUGAAGACACGGCGAGAGUGGCUUGGCGAACGGCAGGAGGCCGAGCUGGACCGCGGUACGGAGUUGAUGGGCGGCGGUGGGCAUUGGAUCGAGAACAAGACAUCGCAGGUUUAGGCUUACCUCCGACCUCUUUCUUGGCUUCUUGCUCAUGUGUUCCGUUAGCAGGCAGCUCGAUCAGAACUCUUUGGAUCGUGGGAUGUAGACUAGUCAUCAGCGCCGUCAGGUCGAUGCUUGAAGGUCCUGUUCGCGCAACGAGCAACAGUAACGGUGGGUCGUGAAACUCCAUUAGCCUUCACCCUACUUCGUGCAUCGCAAACUGAACAGAGAAUGCGGUCUUUGAACACGGAGACCUGGAUGUACCUGUACGUGGAGUGUGUUAGCGGAGAGAAUGCAGGACGGUCCUCACCUCGCGAAAAGAGGGGCGCGAGCAUCGAAUGAGCGCAGAGCGCUGGGAUGAAAUCCGUCACUGGCGAGUAAAGUGUCUCCAGAGAGCGAACGUGCUCCGCUAG